Messenger RNA from Closterium sp. Yama58-4, 3786 nucleotides. Lineage: Eukaryota; Viridiplantae; Streptophyta; Zygnematophyceae; Desmidiales; Closteriaceae. The record is from the annotation of a GenBank genome assembly.
AUGUGCUUGUAUCGGAAACGAUGCGGGAUAAUCACUCUGCUCGGCACAUUCUCUUACCUCAUCGUAUGCCACGUGGUGUACGAUAGCGGCUCGGCGCGCAGAGAUCAGGGCAUCGACUUCGCGGGCACGCUUAUGAUGGUGACGCUCAAGCUGACGUCAUGCGCCUUCGACUACCAGGACGGCCAAUACCUCUCCGACCCUGUCGCCGCCGAUUCCGCCGCGAGUGCCGCUGCUAACGGGCGGCCUAUCCGCGGUGCGGACCGGCAUUUGCGCGUCCUUCCUUCGCCGCUUGAAUUCAUAGGUUACAUGUUCUGCGGUGGGUUACACCUCACAGGACCCUAUUUCGAAAUGAAACCGUACCUCGAGUGGGCGAGGCACGAGGGUGUGUGGUCUCGAUCCGCGCGAAAGGCGCCGUUCUUGGUGCCGCUUUUGACGGCGCUGGCAUGGGCCGUGCCGUCAGGGCUGCUGCACCUGAUGCUUAAACCGCGUAUGAACGUCGCAAUUACCUCAGACCCCGCUCAGGUCUGGAGCGUUCCGUACGUGGCGCGAUGGGGGUACGCAAUCCUGGCGACGUACGCCGUACGUACGAAAAUCUAUUACGUGUGGAUGGUGGCGGAGGGUAGCAUGGUGGCGAGCGGACUGGGGUUCAGUGGAUGGGUGCCGCGAGGCGGAGCUGGUGCCGCUAGCGGUAGCAACAGGAGUAGCAGCAGAGCGCGGGGAGAGAAAGCGGAGACAAGGGGACGGCGCGCGGACCUGGCGGGGCAGGCGGAUUGCGCGCCCCUGAGAAAGGUUCUCGGGGAGAGGAGUGCGAACUGUGGUGACGCGGCCGUACCUGCACUGACGACUACUGCGGUCGCAGGAAGUGCGAUACUAUCGGAUAGUGACGAAGACGAGAACAGCGCGCCUGUGAUCAGAGCGAGUGUGAGAAAGACGAGCAGCAAGUCCAGGCCAAGAGUGGCUGUGACGGCAACAGUGCCGCAGCUGGAGCAGAUCGACUCAGACGAGGAGAGGGAGAGGGAGACGGAGGGGAAGAGGGGAGGGAGGGAGGAGGAGCGGGAGGUGGAAGCGAAGGAGGCGAGCUGGAAGCGGGCGCGCAACAUUGACAUCGUGGGGGUGGAGGCGGUGACGGGUAUGCAUGGCUUCGCCAAGAACUGGAACGUGCGCACCGGCGAAUGGCUCCGCACCUACAUCUACGAGCGCGUGACACCCGAGGGGCAGAAGCCAGGCGUGUUACCGCUGAUACUCACAGUCUGCACCAGCGCCGUCUGGCAUGGUGUGUACAUUGGAGACUUCUUCUUCGCCCUCAACAUGGCGUGGCUCAUUAUGGGCUCGCGCAUCAUCUACCGCUACCAGCGCACCAUCCCCGCCUCCUCCCGCCUCCUCUCCCUCACGAUCGCCACGCUGCAUUCCCUCUACUCCUUCCUCGGCGCCAAUUAUUCGGCCCAGGGUUUCAUUCUCCUCUCUGCCUCGCAAACACUUGUGGCGUACCCUGCUGCAGCCAUGUCGCAAAAACCCAAGACCAUUCUAGUGCCGGUGGAUCAGUCGGAGAACAGCGAGCGCGCCGUGCAGUACGCGCUCACACGAGUGUGCCGUGCGGGCGUCGACACGCUGCAUCUGCUGCACGUGCAGGACUCCACGCACCUCAGCGUCUCCAUCGCCGGCGACAUGGUGGUGCCGCCGGCGGUGGUGGACGAGAUGUCGCGGCGCGCGUCGAGCGAGGCGUCCGCUCUCGUCCGCAAGUACCUCGCCGAGGCCGACGCCGCCAAGGUGCCAGCGCAAGGGUACUACGCGCUGGGGGACGCGCGCGAGGUGAUUGUAGCGAGGGCCGCGGCGAUCAAGGCGGACCUCAUUGUCAUGGGCACGCGCGGCAUGGGCGCUCUCUCGCGAGCGAUGCUGGGCAGUGUGAGCGACUACGUGGUGAACCACGCCACGUGCGCCGUGCUCAUAGUGCGCCCACCGCCCCCGCCCUCCGCCGACCAGCCGCAGCAGCACCAGGCGCUACAGCAGGCGCCUCUUGACCACCCGUCCCAGCGCGUGCUGCUGCUCGCCGUUGACAACUCCGAUGGCAGCAGACUUGCUCUCAGGUAUGCAUUGGAGGAGUUCUGCCGGGCGGACGACAUACUCAUUCUGCUCGCCGUGCUGCCCACACCCCCCUGGGCCGCCUAUGGCGAAUACUACAACCAAGAGAUGAUUGAGCGGUUGGAGCGGGCGGAGCUGCAGGAGGCAGAUGCGAUGCUGGAGGAGUUUGCAGAGCAAGUGCGCGCCAUGCACAUCGUGUGCAAGAAGGAGGUGAUACGAGGGGACGUGCGCGAGACCAUCUGCUACUCCGCUGAGCAGUUCGGGGCCGAUGUGCUGCUCAUGGGCUGCAGAGGGCUCUCCGGGCUCAAAAAGAUGCUUUUAGGAAGUGUCAGUGACUACUGUGCUCACCGUGCGAAUGUGCCCAUGCUCAUAGUGAAGCCACAGGAGCACUCCACUGUGGACCUUCUCUCCCCUAGAGUUCACCUGCUGUCGCCUUUGCAUCGCCACCCCACCUGCCUGCCUACAGCAAAUACAAUUUCCUUUGUUCUUGCUCUUCCAUAUGUUAUUUUCAGGGUCGCCGUCACCAUCACUGGUUUCUCGGAUUCUGCCGCUCGCCUCACCGCACCGCCAGCACUAUCUUCCGUCACUUCCGAUCCAAUCAACCCGUUUCGCCGUCUCGAACCAGAUCCCAACGCAUCGGCUCUCAUCCCGAGAUCCCUCCAUUCAUUCCUUCAUUUCGACGUCAACCCAUUCGACUGCAAACACCGUUUUGCCAUCAUGAGCGGAAGGCGAGCAGUUACCACCCUCCUUCGCGCUGCCUCGCAGGCGCGUCGGUAUGCGUCGUCGUCGUCAUCGUCCGUGACGACAGCGCAUCAGCCGGCGGUGUUCGUGGAUAAGACGACACGUGUGCUGUGUCAAGGCAUCACCGGGAAGAACGGCACCUUCCAUACGGAGCAGGCCAUCGAGUAUGGCACCAACAUGGUGGGCGGCGUGGUGCCGAAGAAAGGCGGGUCGGAGCACCUGGGGCUGCCCAUUUUCAACUCCGUCGACGAGGCCAAGAAGGCCACCGGCGCCAACGCGUCCGUGAUCUACGUGCCGCCGCCAUUCGCGGCGGCGGCGAUCAUGGAGGCCAUGGAGGCGGAGCUGGACCUCGUCGUGUGCAUCACCGAAGGCAUCCCGCAGCACGACAUGGUGCGCGUGAAGGCGGCGCUGAUGCAGCAGAGCAAGACGCGGCUGAUCGGCCCCAACUGUCCGGGCAUCAUCAAGCCGGGCGAGGCCAAGCUCGGUAUCAUGCCCGGCUACAUCCACAAGCCCGGCCGCAUCGGCAUCGUCUCGCGCUCCGGCACACUCACCUAUGAAGCUGUGUACCAGACGACGCAGGUGGGGCUGGGGCAGUCGACGUGCGUGGGCAUGGGAGGCGACCCCUUCAACGGCACCAACUUCGUCGACUGCCUUGACAAGUUCAUUAAAGACCCGCAGACCGAAGGCAUCAUUCUGAUCGGUGAGAUUGGCGGCAGUGCGGAGGAGGACGCGGCGGAGUUCAUCAGGGCGAGUGGCACCACCAAGCCCGUCGUCUCCUUCAUCGCCGGCCUCACUGCUCCGCCCGGCCGCCGCAUGGGCCACGCCGGAGCAAUUAUCAGCGGGGGCAAGGGCACGGCGCAGGACAAGAUCAAGGCGCUGGAGGGUGCAGGGGUGACGGUGGUGCGCUCGCCCGCUCAGAUUGGCAACGCCAUGUUCGCUGCCUUCAAGGAGCGUGGACUUGUGUAG